AUUUACUGCAGGACACAUCACAUUUCUAUUUCACAUAUAGGAUUUUGUGAAUGAAUUGGAGAAUUUUGUGAAUGUAUUUUAAUACUGGCGGGAAUUGCUGUAGUUGAAGCUCAACAAUUUUCUUGAUAACCUGGUGACCCUUUAAAAGUCUGAGACUAUUUCAUGUAUGAAUUGUGGGAUGCAGUGUCUCUAAUUCUUCCAUGAAAAUCAGUCGUUCUCAGUUCUUACCUAUAGAACAUUCUCUCUCUCUUCCUAUCUUUUUGGUGUAUUUUUCCCUUCAACAAGUGGUCCAUCUGAUGGCUCUGCACAAGACCAUCCAAGCACUACAAUGCCUGUUACAGUGAAAAUGCUCAAAGUGUUAAGAUAAACAAAUAAAGUCCACUUGAAGAGAUUUAUAGGUGAAAUUUUCAUAGUGAUACUUGUGGGUGUGUUGUUCUGCAGAAGAGACAUUCUCUUCUCAAAAAAAAAAAAAAACAGAAAAAAAAGUUUUAGUGGUUUUCUUUUGUGAAAGUUCCUCAAUCUCUGCCCAUCCAAAAUGCCCAAUUCCGGCACCAAUACGGGCGUACAGGAUCACAGGAAUCUAAUGGAUUGGUCUGAGGCGGCAAAUGACACUCAGUCUAAUACAACUUUUCUUCCAAUCGACAUGAGAUUCAACGAUGGACAUCUUCUAUCUAUCUUUGGUUACAGCUUCCUGAUGGUGGCAUCAACAAUUGGGAAUGUCACUGUUCUGGUCCUAUUGAUUCGGAAACGCCUCAAGGCAUCCUCCCGCAUCGAUGCAAUGCUUAUGCAUUUAGCCAUUGCUGACCUCCUUGUCACCUUCCUCCUAAUGCCCCUGGAGAUUGCCUGGGCCUACACAGUCCAGUGGUAUGGUGGCGAUCUUCUGUGCCGUGUAAUGUCCUUCUUUCGCACUUUUGGCCUGUAUCUUUCAGGAUUUAUCCUCGUGUGCAUCUCCCUGGACAGAUACUACGCGAUCCUGCGACCGCUCAAUUUUUCGGGCAUCGACCGCCGAGGGCGUGUAAUGCUGCUGACAGCAUGGAUAAUGUCAGUGGUUUGUAGCGCCCCUCAGGCAUAUAUUUUCCACGUGGAGGCUCAUCCCAAUGCCACCUGGUACACUCAAUGCGUCACAUACCAUUCUUUCGGCAACAGCCAGACCCUCGAGGUCCUCUACAGCGUCUCCACCGUUAUGUUCAUGUACGGACUACCUCUAGUCAUCAUCAUCUUCUGCUAUGCCUCCAUCUACUUUGAGAUCUAUAAAAAGACCAAAAAUACUAUUUCCGUAACUUUCCGUCGAUCCAGCAGCACAGUUUUGGGCAGAGCCAAGAGACGUACUCUACGGAUGACCAUCACAAUCGUAAUUGUUUUUGUGGUGUGCUGGACUCCUUAUCACAUCAUGUGCUUCUGGUACUUUAUGGACCGCGAAAAUGCCCAGAAUGUCGAUCAGCGCCUCCAGAAGUUGCUGUACCUCUUCGCCUGCACCAAUUCUUGCAUGAAUCCUAUUGUUUAUGGCAUCUACAACAUUCGCCGCAAGCGCGACCGCGUGAUUAUGAAUCAGCUGAGUUCCCUGUCGAAACGCUCCGAAGGCAGCACACGAAAAAGUAUUUCAUGAGAUUCCACAAUACGCCACAACAUCCCCACAUAACACUCCAACCUCUUCUUCUUUUGCAUGCUGCUCAGUUCCAGUGAGAUUCUGAAGGAUUUAUACCUAAAAUAAAUGUUCUUCGUGACACAAAAAACACCAAAA
Messenger RNA from Phlebotomus papatasi, 1741 nucleotides. It is a transcript of the gene AkhR, whose product is annotated as adipokinetic hormone/corazonin-related peptide receptor variant I. Gene Ontology annotation, biological process: G protein-coupled receptor signaling pathway. The transcript is spliced from 5 exons. Gene Ontology annotation, cellular component: membrane. Gene Ontology annotation, molecular function: vasopressin receptor activity; adipokinetic hormone receptor activity; peptide binding. The coding region runs from base 536 to 1606 and encodes 356 amino acids. The record is from RefSeq and is a predicted model, not a curated record. NCBI's taxonomy places the organism in Eukaryota, Metazoa, Arthropoda, Insecta, Diptera, Psychodidae.